Paramuricea clavata is the source of this 612-nucleotide messenger RNA. The record is from the annotation of a GenBank genome assembly. NCBI's taxonomy places the organism in Eukaryota, Metazoa, Cnidaria, Anthozoa, Malacalcyonacea, Plexauridae.
AUGAAAAACUUCAAUGAAAAUAAGUUCUUGCAUGAUCUUAAAAUCCAGUCAUGGGAGAAUGUCUACUUUUUUGCAGACAAUCCCAACAGUAUGUGGCAAAUUUGGAAAGAGCUAUUUUUACAGGUUCUAGAUAAACAUGCCCCUCUUCAAAGUAAAAAGAUAAAAUCUAAAAAACUACAUUGGAUCACUAAUCAUAUUAAACAAAUGAUAAUCACAAGGGAUAAAUUGAAAAGAAGAGCAAUCGUAACGAAACUUGAGUCCGAUUGGGAAAACUAUAAAAGAGCCAGGAAUGAAACAAAUACUCAGUUAAGACUGGCUAAAAAAGAGUAUUACACCAAUAAAAUUUCUUCUGAGAGCCAAAAUCCAAAAGCUGCUUGGAAGACAAUAAAUAGUUUAAUUGGUAAGCAAAAUAGACCUACUAAAGUGAAUGAAUUAAAUAUAAAUAAUGUAAAACUAACAAGCCCUGAAGACAUAGCAAAAUGUUUCAAUGAUUACUUUGCAAAUAUUGGACCUAACUUAGCAGCUGAAAUUGAUACAACUGAAUGUCAUUUUAAGGACUAUCUUAAGAAAGCUGAAUCUGAAUUUACCCUUGUAGAAACAAACACUAUUUGA